Messenger RNA from Anopheles cruzii, 2892 nucleotides. It is a transcript of the gene Usp30, whose product is annotated as ubiquitin carboxyl-terminal hydrolase 30 homolog. Gene Ontology annotation, cellular component: nucleus; cytosol. Lineage: Eukaryota; Metazoa; Arthropoda; Insecta; Diptera; Culicidae. The record is from RefSeq and is a predicted model, not a curated record. The transcript has 3 exons. Gene Ontology annotation, biological process: protein deubiquitination. Gene Ontology annotation, molecular function: cysteine-type endopeptidase activity; cysteine-type deubiquitinase activity. The coding region runs from base 79 to 1725 and encodes 548 amino acids.
CGAUAGAGGUAAUCGCUGCAAAGUGGAUGGUUUCUGUAGCCGCGCUGGUGAGAGAUGCGCUAAAGCGAUUCGUACAUCAUGGAAAGUGAAAAACUGUUGAUGGCCGCUGGCGUAACAGCGGCCGUUGUGGUCGGUGCAUUUGUUUUCUGGGGUCCCUCGGGUUCGUCCAGGCUGCGACAACGGCGCGGCCAAAUUGCGGGGUUGCAUAAUUUCGGUAAAACGUGCUUUCUCAACACACUACUGCAGGCGUUGGCCGCCUGCCCCCAGUUUAUUGCGUGGCUGCAGCUACACAAUGUGAAGGACAAGAAAAGUCUCGUAUCGUCGUUGCAGAGCGUGCUGGAGGUGGUGAACGGAACGCACCCCACUUUGCGCGGCGAUCCGUACGCUCCCGGUGCCGUAAUACGGGCGCUCAACUCCCUCGGGUGGGUCAUUUUCCCGGAGGAACACGAUGCCCACGAGCUGCUGCUGGUGAUGCUGACCUCGCUCGAGGAGGAGGUGUCGAAACCGCGCAAGAUUGGGUGCCUGUCCGAUGCGCUCGGCGUCCCGUCCGAUGGACCUACGAUCCCGGCGCGCCCAUCCAGCGCCAUGCUGUCCGAUUUCUGCAACACGGAGUACGACGAAUCCACCAGUCUGACGCGCUACACCCGCUCGGAGGCACACACGCCCGACUCACCACACUCGGUGUGCACCGAGCACGAGGAAGCACCGGACACCUCGCUGGCGUUGGACGGUUCGUACGGUUCGCCGAACGCCAUUAUGGCGGCUUUCGGGAGCUCACCGCGUUAUGGUCAGCCGACGCACUCCGAGACCACGGCAGAGACGCACCACGAGCCAAACCGAUUCGUCAGCAAACGUCACUCCACCUCGUACCGGUCGCUGGAUCGCUUGAAUCGUGGCCCGGGUCGCGUGUCGGUGUGGGGCGACCGUCAGCAGAAUCAUAUUCCGCACCCGUUUCGCGGCGGGCUCGGCAGCCAGCUGUGUUGCGCCGCGUGUGGAUACAAGUCGACCGUGCGGUACGACAAGUUUGACAGCAUUACGCUGCCACUGCCGGAAACAGUCACGCCCGGUCUCGGCCUUGGCAAUCUGCUGUCCGAUUUUAUCCAGCCGGAAACACUGGACGCCGUGCAGUGUGAGUCGUGCGGGGACAGCGCGCCCCACACGAAGGCGCUUACCUUCAGCAAGCUACCGGCCUGUCUGUGUGUUCACAUUGCACGCACCACGUGGCACGCGAGCGGUCGGGCCCAAAAGCGGCUGGACAGUGUGCACUUCCCGGAAACGCUCUCGAUGGCGCCGUACAGCUUCGUGCAGCCGGGCCUGAACAGUAACAUCAGCACUCCGUGGGGCAGCACCACCUCGCUUUAUACGGCCGGGCUGCUCGGCAUGACCGCCGCCACCACGCAAGACGUGGGCUGUGGCAGCUUGCCGGCAGAUGGUUACCUGGCGGACGGCAGCAUAUCGGGCCCGGGAACGAGCUUCGGUUCGUACACAUUCGGUGCGAUGUUCCCCCGUAACUUGUACCGGCUGUUGGCCGUGAUUGUGCACUCGGGCGAGGCAAACGCAGGCCAUUUUGUCACCUACAGGCGAGGAGCGCUGCGAAAUUCCUACAAGUGGUACUACACGUCCGACACCGUGGUGCGGGAAGUUUCGAUCGAAGAGGUCCUCAACAGCUCUGCCUACAUGCUCUUCUAUGAUCGUGGGUCCACCACGAACCGUUUCCCGCAGUAAACCGAGAACGAGCCGUUAUUCUGAAACGUUACUACGUCAACACACAAAAUCAAAGAAAGCAGGAACCUAAUCGGAAGUAUAGCUAAUGUGGUUGUUGUGCACAUGGUUGAACUUCGUGCAUUUUUUUUCUCUACGGUCACGUAAAGUACGACUGUGCCUGUGUGCAAUACGAUGUAUUCCGUGCUAUAGGCUACGGAUAGGAGUCAUUACCUAGAUGCAUAUUAAAAAAGAGGCAAAUAUUUUAGAGAUACUCGAAGAAGCUGUUACUAUCGCCCGCCCUGUUCCUUCGAUAGGUGAAAUGUGUGUGUACCUACCAGACACGGUUGUUAAUCAGAAGGUCAGAAGAUUUCGUGCUGUGCGUCUUUGUUUGUGGCGUUGUAAAAGGGGCGGGCAGAAUGGUCAGUAAGUAAGUCAGUCAGAAUGGUAAAGAGAAGUGCACAGUUGAUUUCAGGCGAGUUGAAAACGUUACACUGCGCAACGCAACAGCGGUGGGAUACUAUGUUAGGGGAGAGAGAGGAGUAGUACAGGCACAUCCCAUUCGGGGCGCGAUGGCAUUUCAAAGCACCUCUUGUACUUUCUCCGGUAUUAAAUGGUUGAAGACUUUAUGCUCUAAAUCGAUACUCUACGUAGACAUAAAUACAUUCCUUAACCAGCAAGCAUUCGAAAACGUUCAUUUCGCAGUGCCGCGAUAUAUGCCGCGGAUCGGUAGAAGCUCAAACCGCUUCGACUCCCAUUCGAAUCGCAAGUUGGUAAGUUGUUGAGUUGAUUGCGUGAGGCACCAAACAAAUGUGGAAGCCGGACGAUUUCCUCUGGCCAAACGGAUUAUUUAAAAUAACAACAGCAAGGGUCAAACAUCACCCGCCUGUUACGAAUGUAAGGACGCAGCUUAAACCAUCGUUUCCUUUGAAAGGGAUUGCGCCUAUCGCAAUUACAUUCAAGUUCAAGAUGUCAAGUCAGUUCAAGUCCAUGUGAGGAUGUCAAAAUGGAACAGCGAAGCUCCGAAAGCCAUUACAAACUUUGGUCCACAAUCAGGCGGAACGCCACUACGUCGCCUCGCAUUCUCGAGCGAGCAGCCGAAAAUAUCGUCCGAGAAGCUAUCAAAUAACUUAAAAUAAACCAAACACACACACACAGAGGAAAAGCGUAACUCCAGUCACAUUAAAGUCU